AUGGGGUGGGUCUCGAAGCCUGAGCAGGAGUCUGCAAGACGAGGGGUGAAGGUCGUCUCCUACACCUCUCUUUGCAAAUGCCUGGCCUACAGUCUGGCCUUCCUGGCCAAGGCCCUCCCUCCACGGGGCCGAGAAAGAGGAGGAUCCCAGGCCACUUGGGCCUCCUUUGAGACCCUGCUGUCGCGGCCGAGUCCCAGGAAGCUGGAGUACAGGUGUCCGAGUGUAUCUGUGUGUGUUGAGGAGCAGAAGCAGGAGACACACUUCUGGUAUGGCACAAUUUCAGGUACCUUUGAGCCCUCAAACUCCUUCCUGGAGGAAGCUAUAAAAUGGGUGUGUUGUUUUACAAUCAUAUUUGAAUGUGUGGAUGAUCUACAGCUGGUGCUUAAAGUCAGAAUUCAGAACCCCAAAGAAAAUGACUUCAUCGAAAUUGAACUGAACAGAGAGGAGCUGAGUUAUCAAAACCUGCUAAAAUUGAGUUGCUGUGAAUUGGGGAUUUACCCAGAGCAAGUGGAGAUCAGAAAGCUACCCAACGCACUGCUUAGAACGGAUAAAGACAUUCUAAGACUACAGGACUUUCAGGAAGUAGAACUCAUUUUAAUGAAAACUGGAAACUCUGAAUGGAUACAACACAUACCACCUGAGAAACCCUGCUACAACAGCAAUGCUGCAAAAAUGACUUACUGAAAAAAACCAGAAAUGAGAAACUGGAGUCAAUAUUUUGUAAAUAAUGAAGCCUGAAUUCAUGUACCCGUUUUGCUAACUUCAUUGUGUGAACUUUGGAAAAUUACUUCAUCUCCAACUUCUCUGGGCUGGAAGAAGCGUUAAGUUCAAAGUGCUUUGACAAAUAAGAUACAGGUAUAAAAAAUUGUAAGGUAGAUACCUACCAACGCAAGUUUACUUUGUAGAGUUGUACCUCAAUCCUGACCAGGCAGAGGCAUGCCCGGCUGAGAUUCAGUCAGGACAAACGGCCAGGGUCUCCUCACCCCCGAAGGGCAGUGAGCUAAUGGAGAUGGGAAAGCCAGAACUGACUUGGCAACACUGGCUCAACCAGGGCUUUGUUUUUAAGGGCACUUAUUAUUUCCUAUUAUGCACUUUUUAACUUCCCUAUAAAAAUGCCAUGAUGUAUGACUUAAUAACUACUUUUGUGGCUAUUUUUAACAUACACUUGCAAAACUGUCAAAAGCAUAGCACUGAACAGAAGGAAAAAAGUUGGGUGUCCUCACCAGCAUCCAGCUCAAAGGUGGGUUGUCAUCCCUUCCCAUGCUAGGUUCCUCCCUACCACCCUUCUGGGCCAACUCUCUUGCUAACUUCCAGUUAAUAACUGCUUGCACUCAAAUACUGCUUUACCCACUAUAUUUACCCACUUUUAUUAGCACGCUUAUGUCACCUUGCCAUUUACACAUCUGCCACUCCUAGACUCUGAGGCCAUCUCAAAUCCUUUAUGUACUGAGGUAUUAUAAACAUGGCUUAUGGCCAAGCAGUGUCUUAUCUGGAUCCCCAGAAUAUGAAAUAGGCCACUGUUUCCUCAUCGCCAACUCCUCAAUAGCUCAGCUUCGGUGAAGUGGUGGGUAAGAAGCACGACUGUUACAUGUACAUUUAUCUUACCCAACAACCCAAAAAAAGGAAUGUUUUCAGUGGCGCAGAAGUGUGCACCAUUUCAUUCAAAGAAUAUACUGCAAUUUGCUCAGUAUUCACGGGCCCCUCAGGGGGCCAGCACCUCAGCACUGAGUAGGAGCUUAGCAUCUAAGCCCCACGUUUUGAAAAGGGAGCAUAGUUCCAAAGGAAGCCAACUCCACCUAGUGUUCAGCCAUCUGUUCCCAGUGCCAGAGGAUGUGAUAGUGGGUGAAAGGAGGUCCACCUUCUGUGACAUUCCCUAUUUUCAGUUUUUUUGGUUUGUUUUAAAUGAGUUAACUGUACAAUUUCACGUAACAGUAAAUAUUUAGGCAGGGAUUCAGGACUGAUCAUGUUAACAGCCUGAAAUCACCAUUUGUAGAAAAAUGAGAUUUUAGAUUGUUUUAAAAUAAACACGGUACAAUAAACUUUUAUCCCUUGAAAACAAAUUACUGCAGAGGAAACCUCACAUGUGCAUAGAGCAGAACUCACCAAGCUGCUACGCAGUGGUUAAUUACAGUAAGAUCAACGAGGGUGCUAAUUAUCGAAAGGUUGAUGACCAAAUCCAAUACCUGUUUGUUACUAAUAAACACAACCCGGUACCCAAACACAUCGUGUGUUAGUUUUUAUAACACAUAGUCUUAAAUUGCAUAUUGAGAAUAAAACAAAAUUUGAAGUGCUUGAAGAGUAAUUGAUGAUACAAUUUUCACCUCAUG
Messenger RNA from Trichechus manatus latirostris (Florida manatee), 2327 nucleotides. It is a transcript of the gene ANKRD40CL, whose product is annotated as ANKRD40 C-terminal like. The record is from RefSeq and is a predicted model, not a curated record. NCBI's taxonomy places the organism in Eukaryota, Metazoa, Chordata, Mammalia, Sirenia, Trichechidae.